Messenger RNA from Frieseomelitta varia, 3681 nucleotides. Its product is annotated as ATP-binding cassette sub-family G member 1. The transcript is spliced from 12 exons. Gene Ontology annotation, molecular function: ATP hydrolysis activity; ATP binding; ABC-type transporter activity. The record is from RefSeq and is a predicted model, not a curated record. Lineage: Eukaryota; Metazoa; Arthropoda; Insecta; Hymenoptera; Apidae. Bases 683 to 2788 code for a protein of 701 amino acids. Gene Ontology annotation, cellular component: plasma membrane.
AUUCUUUGUUGCAUGCUUAAACAGAUAAGUUGCGAAUAGGGAAUAGAAGGGAAUGGUAAGAGAGAAUGGAAAAAGAAACAGAAUGAGAAAGAAGACUUUGCAAAGCAACGACGCGACAGUCAAUGGUGAUGGCCGCGAUGCAGUUAAAUGGUGGAGUCAGCCAGUCAGUUUCGCUCGAGACACCGAGGUUCGAGCAUCGUGAAGAGCAUUUCAUUAGAUCGAUUGUUACCUUGAAUCUUUUGUUAGUUUAUCGUUGACGAUUACGACCGUGUGAUUUAAAAAAAAAAAAAAAAAACAUUACUGUUGUUACACGUAUGUGCAAGCGUAAAAAUUGAAAGUGUAUGUUCCAUCUUUGAUCGCCCGAACGACGACGUUCUGCAUUUUGAAAACGUGGAAUACAGGAAUUGAGAUGCAUUUACUUCUGACUUGAGACAGAGUCGACGCUCUACUACGCAGUUGUUAUUUCUAAAUCAUGGCUGUAUGUUUUUAAUCGACUUCAUGCAUUGCUACUUCGAUAAUGCGAUGAAAGAAUUUGUAUGCAUAUUCAGUAACAAAAACGUAACACCAUAGGAAAAUCGGUUCAUUUAAACGAACCAUUUAUCGACUAUAAAGGAAGAGAAAAAGCUAUUUAAAUUUUACCUUAAACUGAAAAUAAGACGUUAAGAAAAAAUCAAGACGUAAAAUGAAGCUUGAGGGAAAUUGUUCACAUGAAGAUAGUACCAAUGAAAUUUUAUUACAACCUCAAAAAGGUUCAGGUGCUCGUUUACAACUUGUACCAGCACAACCAAAAACGAUUACACAUCUACCGAAAAGACCACCGGUUGACCUAGCAUUCACUAAUUUGUCAUACAGGGUACGAGAAGGCGGCAAAAACAAUGUAAAGACAAUCUUGAAAUCCGUCAGUGGAAGGUUACGAUCUGGAGAACUGACAGCUAUUAUGGGGCCUUCCGGCGCAGGAAAGUCUACUCUUUUAAACAUCCUGACCGGAUAUAAAUCAACAGGUGCUGAAGGAAGUAUCACAAUGAAUGACCAUGAGAGAAAUCUUAGUGCCUUUAGAAAAUUAUCAUGCUACAUAAUGCAAGAUAAUCAACUUCAUGCGAAUUUAACUGUAGCUGAAGCAAUGAAAGUUGCCUCAAACCUUAAACUUGGAUCAGAUGUUAGUAAGGGAGAAAAGGAAGAAGUGAUUCAAGAAAUCUUAGAAACACUUGGUCUAUCUGAACAUCGUCAAACCAUGACUUCAAAUUUAAGUGGCGGACAAAAAAAGCGGCUUUCUAUUGCACUUGAAUUAGUCAAUAAUCCUCCGAUAAUGUUCUUUGAUGAACCUACUAGUGGUUUGGACUCAUCAUCUUGUUUCCAAUGCAUUUCAUUGUUAAAAACCUUAGCCCGAGGAGGAAGAACAAUAAUAUGCACUAUUCAUCAGCCUAGCGCUAGAUUGUUUGAAAUGUUCGACUCUCUAUAUACAUUAGCCGAAGGACAAUGUGUAUAUCAAGGGUCUACAUCACAAUUAGUGCCCUUUCUCAGAAAUAUCGGACUCAACUGCCCAAGUUAUCAUAAUCCAGCCUCUUUUAUCAUCGAAGUAUCUUGUGGAGAAUAUGGAGAUAAUGUUAGAAACUUGGUGAAUGCUAUAAAGAAUGGGAAAUAUGAUAUUCGAGAAGGACAUCCCUUCCCAGAAAGUAAAUUGGAAUCAUUGAAUAAUGCAUCUAGUGAUUCGUUCUCGAAAGGUGAAGGAUGUGGAGAAAAUAUUGAAACGAAAGAUAAAAAUGACCUUAGCAAUUUGGAGGAAAAGUUUCAAGAGGAUAAAGUGAAAAAAAUAGAUAAUAAAGGAAUUAUCCCAGCUUAUGCAACGAAUGAUAUUAUGAAACAAGAUACAGUGAUUGAUAUGGAGAAAAAGGAUAAUGCUGAAGUAGCCUUACUCGAUGACUCGAUUAUAAUCACUCCAGAAAGAUACCCCACAUCCGAAUGUCAACAGUUCUGGAUUGUUUUAAAACGAACUUUACUUUUUAGUCGAAGAGAUUGGACACUUAUGUAUCUUCGACUUUUUGCGCAUAUUUUAGUAGGAUUGCUAAUAGGCGCACUUUAUUAUGAUAUUGGAAAUGAUGGUGCUAAAGUACUUAGCAACCUUGGAUUUCUAUUUUUUAAUAUGCUGUUUCUUAUGUAUACAUCUAUGACCAUUACAAUAUUGUCGUUUCCGCUAGAACUGCCAGUGCUUUUAAAAGAAAAUUUUAAUAGAUGGUACUCUCUCAAGGCCUACUAUUUAGCGAUUACUUUAUCAGACAUACCAUUCCAGGCGAUAUUCUGCAUUAUAUAUGUUACAAUUGUGUAUUUUAUGACAAGUCAACCAACCGAUAUUAUGCGAUUCAGUAUGUUCUUGGGAACAUGUUUACUCAUUUCUUUUGUUGCACAAUCAGUUGGAUUAGUGGUUGGAGCAGCGAUGAAUGUUCAAAAUGGCGUAUUUUUAGCACCAGUCAUGUCAGUACCAUUCCUCUUGUUUUCUGGCUUUUUCGUUAGUUUUGACGCCAUUCCAGUAUAUCUUAGAUGGAUUACCUAUCUGAGCUACAUAAGAUAUGGCUUUGAAGGAACUGCUCUGGCUACAUAUUCGUUUGGCAGAGAAAAACUUAAAUGUUUCCAGGUGUACUGCCACUUUAAAAACCCAGAAACAACGUUGGAAGAAUUAGAUAUGCUUGAUGCUGAUUUUACUCUUGAUAUUUUUGCCUUGCUUUUAAUAUUUCUUGUACUUCGAAUUGCUGCCUAUCUGUUUCUUCGUUGGAAAUUAAAGACUGCACGAUAGAUCAGUGUAUGAUUAUUGUCAAUUUAACAACGUUAUAGCGUACAACACUUUUAUAAAGGGACACUACAGACUAAGACGAUAAUGCAUUUUUUCACAUCGUACGAUACAAGUAUGUGAUUAGUAAUUCUACUUUUCUUUGAUAAACUGCGUCGAGAAAAUUUUGUAUAUUGGGAGAAAUAUAUAUUGUUUAUGUUUAUAAUUAACAAUGUUAUAAGAUUUAGAUGAACAUAAUUUAUUCUUUGUUAGUUUUAUGAUAAUAAUUCUAUGAUAAUUAUUGCGAUGAUUAUUAUUAGGGAUGGGUUACUUGAAAUAUCGAACUCUCGAAAUUCUCCGGAAUUUUCGAGUUUUGAAAAUUCGAAAUUUUAUACUUUUUUUGUGAUUCAAAAUUCUUGAAACUCGAAUAAUAAAAAGUACAAAAUCAACGAAUAAGAAAUCAUUUGUAGCGUAAAUAAAGAAUGUUUGAUUCAUGUAUAUCUCGAAUAUUCAAUGCAAGAUACUUCGUAAACGCUUGGUAAUUUUUGUUUUUAAGGAGAAUUUAAAAAUUAGCUUCAUAUCCAUCCCUAAUAAUUAUAAAUGGUUUUUGUAUUCAUUUUGUUAUAUAAUACAACAAUAUUUAAACAAUGCACACGAAUAUGUAUGAUGAUCUCAAAUUGAUCAUAUAUUUUCAAUUUAAAGAGUAAUAUAAAAGGGGAUAGAUUUAUUUGAUCUGUUUACAAAUCGACCAGAUAGAUCUUUGCAAUUCUUAUAAUAUAUUGAAAAAACUUUACAAUUCUAUAUAUUGAAAAGAACAAGAGGCCUUAAUUGACAACAUUUUGCGAGUGAUCAUAUUUUUUAUUCGCAUAUGGCUGUGAAUUUGAAGAUGGAGAAAAACAAUAAAAAAUAAAUAUAAUAAA